GCAAACUACAGGCCAAACGCCAAACGACUCGACCGCCAUGUUGACCUGUGCCUAACCGUUUCGGUCAGAUUGAUGCUUUUCCAAUUUUUUCCGUUUUGGAAUGGGAAAUUCUAGGCGAUUUUUCGCUAAAUCCGAUUUAUACAAGUGGAACAAGUGUGGGACGUAACUGGAUUUUACCCGGCGUUUGGGCCCAACAGCCGGAGCCCUACCAUUGAAUACCAACAGUCGGGAUGUUUUAUUCCCAUUUUAUUUUGGCGAAAAAGGGGCCGCUAGCCCGGAUUUGGCUGGCGGCUCACUGGGACAAGAAGAUUACCAAAGCCCAUGUCUUUGAGACGAAUAUCGAAACCUCAGUUGAUGGCAUCAUUAAGCCUAAAGUGAAGCUAGCCCUUCGAACAUCGGGCCAUUUACUGCUGGGAGUGGUUCGGAUCUAUUCACGCAAAGCCAAGUAUUUGUUGGCUGAUUGCAAUGAAGCCUUCGUCAAGAUUAAAAUGGCCUUUAGGCCGGGCAUGGUGGAUCUGCCGGAAGAACAUCGGGAGGCCGCCGUAAACGCCAUCACUUUGCCAGAAGUUUUCCACGACUUCGACACGGCGAUUCCCGAAUUAAAUGAUGUGGAUAUCGAGGCCCAGUUCAGUCUCAACCAGUCACGAGCCGAAGAAAUCACCAUGCGAGAAGAGUAUGGAAGCAUAUCACUAGUAAACCCUGAUGAUGGAUUUGGGGACAUGGGCUUUGAUUCGGAUGCGCCUGAAUUGAUGCGACAUGCCGGCGAUCUGGAACCUUCAAUGGAGCAGAGUAAUUUGCUGUUCAGUGAGCCCGUGUUGGAACCUGAAUCCAUGCAUAAAGAUUUAAGUGAACCGAUGCCCUCAACGUCCGGUACUCAAUCGCAUGAUCAACCAAUGGAAAUUGAUACUGGCGUGCAUGAUGAUAAUCUGAUAUCUGGAGGGUUGUUUGAAGGCGGCCUUUUCGAUGAAGCGCCUAUGGGCGAAGUUGCGCCAGUAGACACGAGUAUUCCGGUAUCUUCAAACCUGCCACGACCGCCCUUAGAUAGUGACGAUGAUGAUGGAGAUAUGGAUAAUUUUGGAGGGCCACCAUCAGUUGGGGGAAUGAGUUCGGUUGGAGGAUCGCGACCUCCAACGCCGCUAAAUGAUCACUCGCAGCAUCCUUCCACCCGACCUCAAUCACCAUCCCAUCAGUCAGUACCGCCUCAAUCACCCGCUCACAGUAUGAGGUCCAUGAGAAGUUUGCAACCAACUCCCGCGCCACCAGAUCUCCCUCAAGUUGAGGAACCCCCUCCAGCCAUUGAUCAGACGACUCUUCUGCAGAACGAAGAAGAGAGUUUUGCCCUUCCGCCAGUCGACACUACUGCACUAAAAGAUAUGUAUCUUCUAGGCGUGACCAAAACCAAACGGAAACGAAAACUGAUCAUUGACGAGGUGAAGAAUAUCAGCGGCGAGGAGAUGAAGAACCAACUGAGCGACACCACUGAUAUAGUUACCUCGCUCGACUUGGCGCCGCCAACUAAACGAUUGAUGCAUUGGAAGGAAACUGGAGGUGUGGAGAAGUUGUUUGCGCUGCCCGCUAGAUUGAUACCUGCUCGCAUUCUCUUCAAAAUCUACCAGAGGCAUUUGACAUUGAAACCCAUUCGAAAUGAAGACUUUGCCAUGCUGGGAGACGCAGAUUCACUGGCGUUGGAUCAGGCAAGAGACCACGAAGAGCCGAGCUUGGAGCCGGUUGUGCCGGUCAAACGUGGCAGAAAAAGGAAAGUUGUGGAAGAGCCUAGCCAAACUCCAUUACAUGUGCCCGAAGAGACGCCGAUUCAUAUGCAAUCGAUUUACCAUCCCUCGCCGGAGCAGCCGCUUCCGCCUUCCACUCCAAUGCCGCUUCACUCUCCUUUGCCACCACCAGGCACUCCCCUUCAUCCGCCAGGUACGCCAAUGGGGACUCCUAUGCACCACCCUGGUACUCCGCUUCAUGCGCCGGGUACUCCUAUGCAUCCCUCCCAGCUGGGGUUGCCUCCAGGUACGCCAGGGAAUGUUUAUGGCAUUCCUCCGCCGACUCCCAGUUAUGUAGGCGGCGGAUAUCCGGAAAGCUCAACCGGGAUGCCUGGUCAAACUCCCUUACAUUUACCCGAAGGGGAAAUGCCGCAUUUAGCUGCUGAUCAAGUGCAGUCCAUCUUGCAACAGCAAGAAAAUCUUGGGCUUCCACACAUGACUCCACAUGCUCAUCCAGACGAUCUCCUGACCCAUCAACAAAUGGGUCUUUCUCAUCCUCAAAUGAGCGGGUCUCAUCUGGAACUGCCUCCUCACUACGGAUUGGAUCAGCAGCAUAUGCUCAGCCCCCACAUGCCAGGUGUUUCUCACAUGUCAAUGGGAAUUCCAUCGGACAUAGUAAGCCAUCAGCACCUAUCGCAGGAAGGGUUGGCGUCGCAAACGCCUUUACGCAGCGACCACCAUAUUCAACCAAGAUUACCGGAGCAACCUUUGGAUCAGCUGCAGGAGGAUUUGCCGCCUAUGGACAACAUGGGUUACGAUCAGAUGGCCAAUAUGGGCUACGAUGAUCAAUUACCCAGUCAAACGCCCCAUGCCGGUAUGUCGGAGCGAGUGCACUCGCCUUGGGCUCCCGACUACGAUCUGCCCGCUUCGGUUGAUCCUACGGAAGAGCAACAAGUGGACGAGACAGAUGAACAAUUUGAGGAGCGAGUUCUGAACAAACGAGCAUAUCAGUUGUACUUGAUGGUGAGAAAUCGGCUAAACGACAACAAUCGGCUGACUCUGUCGGAGUUGUGUCUUCGCAACAAAAGGAAACAAUCGGCCCAGAAGUUCUACAGUUUAUUAGUGUUGAAAAAGUUUCAUGUUCUCGAACUGGAACAGCAGGGCGCCUACGAGGAAGUGUAUGUAACCAAGGGCUCGAAAUUCGAAAAUCCUGUAAUAUAAAUCGGAGAAAAUUGCCUACUGGGUGAGUAAAAGUGAUAUGUGCUUUUAAAUUUGAGUUCUACUUUUUUCUACAAUGGAGACUAAUUUGCUUGAAAAGCAGCGGAUUACGUCAAUUGUACAUAACUUUAUAAAUCGGCUAUGUUCGAAAAACUUGAAAUAUGGGAACAAACAUUGUUUUUUUUUAUAGCUGGUUCAAAAUGCAGAGUGUUUUAAAAUUUGGAAACGUCCAUUACUGUUGUAAUUUUCAAACACUCUGCACAAUAGUUCGUAGGUGCAGGUUAUUCGUGUAAUGUAGUCUCUUUUUAAGAUAAAAGUUGCUUUUUACACCAAAGUUUUUCUAUAACGCGUUUAGUUUAUUUUGAGCGGGAAUAAUCCAAGGCUGUGUUGAGACGAAGUGAAGAACGCCAGUUUCAGCACGUUUUCUUUAGCAGGAAAUAAUCCCAUCAGCCUUGUAUCCAGUGAAACAACCAUGGUGGUGUUUCAUUGAAUUAAGCGCCCUGACCAGCGUUGGUUGAUUUGGUUUGUUUCCUGUUAAAAACAUUAAAUUUACUAUAUUUUUUCGAUUCUCCACUUCGCCUUUCUGCUUGGAACUUUUCAGCAUCACACUGAUAUAUAUUAUAGUCAAUUUUACUCUUUUAUUAACACGAAGUUUUUGUAUGGAGGCGUAGCUUAUACUUUAUGUAAAUCUAACACUUUUGUAAGCGAUUUUUCCUUGAUAAUCUUCUGUGGUUUUUAUCAGAAAGGUUUUUUUAGCGGAGCAAAGUCGACUAUACACCGAAUUUUAAUUGAUUUUGUGAAUUUAAAAUUAUAGUACAAAAUGUACAAUUAAGAACAGAAGCAUUGAGGUUUUCCGGAGUGCAUAUUGUUUGGGCCAAUUUCUACCUUUUUAUCACUUUCUUUGCUCGACUAAAUAUGCAUUUCUUGGAGAUUGCCGAACUUCAGUUUUCACGUUUCUUCAUAUAUACUAGUGCCUAAAAGCCCUACUUUUUACAUUCAAUUAAUCAUAGUGCUAUUUUAAUUGGAUAGUUUUCCGAUUAUAAGCAACGAUGUUUUCUGGCAUUUUUUUGUGAAGUUUGAUAGCUUUGUUUAAUGUUUCACGUAACUAUUUAUAAAAGCUAUUGACUGAAUGUGUACGCGUUUAUUUUGUGACAAUUGGUGAGGCAAUCUCAAUGAAAAACUCAUUUAACAUGAAAUUUUAGGUUGAUCAUGCUGUAAAUUCACAUCUAUUCACGUUAUAUUAGAUUUUUAGUCUUUAUGUAAGAGGUUUUCUUUGAAAGGUAAUAUAUUAUGAAGUUGUUAUUACAUUGAUAAUGUUUAUAGAGUAAAACUAAUGGAAAAUAA
Messenger RNA from Dendroctonus ponderosae (mountain pine beetle), 4271 nucleotides. RefSeq names its product double-strand-break repair protein rad21 homolog (gene vtd). Gene Ontology annotation, molecular function: protein binding; chromatin binding. Gene Ontology annotation, biological process: synaptonemal complex assembly; mitotic sister chromatid cohesion; replication-born double-strand break repair via sister chromatid exchange. The coding region runs from base 231 to 2930 and encodes 899 amino acids. The record is from RefSeq and is a predicted model, not a curated record. Gene Ontology annotation, cellular component: synaptonemal complex; cohesin complex. The transcript has 16 exons. Lineage: Eukaryota; Metazoa; Arthropoda; Insecta; Coleoptera; Curculionidae.